CAAACUUAACGCUGGUAUUUGCUAGGAAUUGGUGAUACCUAUUUCUUCCCCCCAUGGUUUCUUCCCUUUUGAAAAAUCUCCUCGAGUCCUACAUCUUAAAACUUUACAAAGGAAUGUUUGCUAAGAAACAAGCAAACACAACGAGAAAGAAAGAGAGCAACCUAGACAAAAAGGCACCAAAGCAUACACAGCAGGCCAAUCCAGUUCGGAAUCAGAAAUUUUCAACAAAUCUAAAAAGCACAGUCAAGAGAAUAGCAAAAUGCCAAUCUGCCCGCAAUCUAUCUGUUGAGGAAGAGGAAGGGAAGACCGAGUACUCGCUUUCUCCCACGUUGAGUUACAGGGUGGCGAUAGCUAAUGGACUGCAGAAGAGUGUGAUUUCAUCCAAUAAUGACGGCUUAUGCCCAGAGGUAUGGUCUGUUGAUAGCGGCACCUCUGAAUCAUUGAACGAAGUAAGCAUUUUGCAUAAAGGGAAGGAGCGUCGAUCCCGGACGAUGCCAGUGAGGAGGAACAGGAAGAGCGUCAGUAGCCUGGCUCCGUCUGAUGGUAGCUCAGAUGGGGAACGUACUUUGCUGAGACUGGGUGCACUGCGCAAACUUCGAAAGUGGAAAAAAAGUCAAGAAUGCAUCUCCUCGGAGACGGAAAUGAGCAGCUGGAAGAAAACCCUUGGUUUUAGGAGCAAGUCUCUGGACAGAACAGGUCGAGUGCAACAAAAGAGCACAAUGGAGCCUUCGUUCAGUUCCACUGGCUGCAUCAGUCAAACCCAUGAUGUCAUGGAAAUGAUCUUUAAAGAACUCCAAGGAAUAAGUCAAAUAGAAACUGAGCUGUCUGAACUACGAGGGCAUGUUAAUUCUCUUAAACAGUCGAUCGAUGAAAUCUCCAGCAGUGUGGAAGUGGUUCAAAGUGAGAUUGAGCAACUGCGCUCGGGAUUUGUUCAGUCCAGAAGGGAAACCCGAGAUAUACAUGACUACAUUAGACAAAUUAGCUAUCAAGGAAGCAAAGUGAGCCUACGAUUCAUGAACGUUCCUGAGGAAUUCCAUGAGAAUACGGAAAACGUAAUUUAUGGAAUCGUAGAAGAAAAGUUAGGGCUUACAGAUGCUCGAAAAACUGUUAGACUGGAACUUGUUCACAGAUUAGGGCAACUGAGAGACUGUGCCAAUGCUAAGCCCCGUCCUAUUCUUGUAUAUUUUGACAGUCCGCAGAAUAGAGAUUUAAUUCUCAAAAAGUGUUAUAAACUGAAAGGUUCUGGCAUUGGAAUCUCUACAGAAAUCUUUAACGACCUCCACAAUAGAAAAGAGUAUUCACUUCCCCCCAAAUCUCAGACAUACGAAAGUAUGAAUAUGAAAUCUACAACUGCCGAAGAGGAGUUCAGAAGGAAUCAGUGGGGAUCACCAGAUUCUAGCGAUAAGGAGGUAGAGGAAGACUUUAAUAGCCACAGUUUUGAAAUUAGUUCCAAAACGUUUUUUGAAAAACUGUCCAUCUCCACAAAGAAAGGUGCAGAAUCUCACAAUCUUGUGAACAUUGACCGGACUGUGGUAUGUAGUUCAUACUCUAACUCAACACAACUGUGUCCGGAUGACAACUUUCACUCCUCAGCUUUUGAACAGUCUCAGAAACAGAUAGAACCUUAUUACACUGAAGCUACACCCUCCUGGACCCUACAAGGGGAUUACUCAACGCCGAAACUCAGCCGUUCAGAGUCUGAUUUUUCCAAACUCUGCCAGUCAAUAUCGUACUCUGAAGAAUUUUCAGACAAUCAAUACUUCGCGAGGGCUGAUGGCUCCUCGGUCAUGUCAACGUCAGAGAAAGAUAUUUGGUCAAGAGGAAAGGAAGAGACGGCGUCUGGGUGGGUUAGCGAUGCAGAUAAUCAGCAGUACGAUUAUGAGGAUCAACAUUACGUGGAACAAAACGAGGUGGAGAACACUGAAACUGGCGAUAGUGGGGUGAGUAAUGGGAUACUCUGUGUGUCAGGGGACCAAAGUCACUACAGCGACUCCCAGUUGUCUUUGCAAGGUGAUCUCUCACCGUGGAAAGAAUGGCAGCCAUUACAACAAGGUUUGGACUCCGGUUUGGAUACUUCGCAACAUGUCUUUGUUUCUGAAGGAAAUAGCCCAAGUGACCAAAACCUCUCGAACUACACAACCGAUUUCGAUGAAUGUUAUCAGGCUGUAGGUCUGGACUAUGAAGAGGAAAAAUACGAGACGACACUCGAUGGUGAUCCUUCAGCAUGUCAGGACUUUGAUGGCAAAUCCCAAGCUCAGUGGGACAGCACGUAUGACUCCUACCACGAGUCGUAUUCCAACGAUCACUAUCAAAACAGAUCUUCUCUAAGAUGUCGGAGUCAGAGUGAGCUGCAAGGUGAGAGUGAACCAAUGGUGACGCCUCCCAAAACCUGGCACAGUCGGCUGAGUAUUGAUCUGUCAGACACCGGUUUCAGCUUUGAAAAAUUUGGAUCGACCCUUCAGCGAGCUAAAUCUGCCUUAGAGGUUGUCUGGAACAAAAUGGACUCCAGAAGCACCCAAAGUCUGAGUGGAUACGAAGAAGGAGAAUCAUCAACAGGUCGCUUCAGGACAUUGUCUCAAUCCACAGCAGACGCAUCCUGUACCACUCUUGAUUCCGAUGCGUAUUACGAGCCUUACUAUUACAGAGCUGAAGAAGACGAGAGCAGUGAACACGCCGGGGAGAAUGAAACCGACUAUGUCGAGGUAAUGGAGCAAGUGCUUGCGAAACUGGAAAAUAAAACGUUUCCUAAAGAAAGUGAAGAACUGUCACCAUCAUAUGAGCCUUCAGACGAAUUGAGUGUUCCAAUGUUAGAUGAGGGUUGUUACGAGAUGCCUUAUGAUAACAGCAUCAUUGAAGACUUCGAGCACGAAGAAGUGUUGGGGCCCAAAGACGUGUUGGGGUUGGAAGACAUGAUAGAAUCCGAAGAUAUGAUAGAGCCUGAAUACAUGAUAGAGGCUGAAUACAUAAUAGAGCCUGCAUACAUGAUGGAUCCUGAAGACAUGAUAGAGCCUGAAGACAUGAUGGAACCCGAAGAUAUUAUCGAGCCUGAAGAUAUCAUUGAGCCUACAUCUGAAGUUGUAGGUGAAGAGGAACAACCCGAUGAAAAUCAAGCUGUAGAGGAACGUUCUGAAGCUCCAAAGAAAGUUAAAAUGCGGCCUACAUUCAAACAAGCUGCUUUCAGAGCAUAUAAACAACAAGUGGAAGAGAGGAUACUAACUGGAGCUUACAGUAAACGGCUGAUAGCUCAUCACUCAAAGGCAAAAGGACUCAAAGUAAAGAGUUAUCCAGAGUGGGACGCAGUUGACAGUUUGAUUGGCUUAACACAGCGCAUUAGUGAUGGGAAUCAGUUAAUCUGGCCAAGAAUAAGAAAUUCCUCUGGCGAGCAGAUCUCAGAAUUAUUCAGAAGUUUACCUUCGUGGGGAACCAGCGAAACUAUGCUUGGGCUCCUAAAUCUUGUCCGAUACAAUUCACAAGAUCCCGAGAUAGUUCGGAUGAAGAAGGUCCUUCUGGCUCAUCUCGGAAGUGAAAAUGUAUUGGAUGCUGCUAUUCUUUCCGGCUUCAAGCCUACAGGAGGUAGAAGUGUGAAUCAGCAGUAUUCUCUUGAAAAACAACGGGAUUCAAAUAAGAAUAAUAAAGUUCUUCUGGUGAACACCUCCAAUGGCUUAGUGAUUGAAGUUGCCGCCUAUAAGUCAAUGAGCCAUAUAGACCAGAAGUCUAAAGAAAGAAGAAAGUCGUCUAGGUUUCCAGCUCCCACUCCUGAUGACUCUGCAGUGAUCCUUUUGGAAAGUCCACAUGUGGACAACAGGCCUGGAAGCAUACUCUAUGGCAUUGACAGCAUGCCCGACCUUCGUCGAAAAAAGACAAUGCCUAUUGUUCGGGAUGUGACUCUUGCUGCCCGAAAGGCAGGCAUAUCUUUUGCCAUGGCCACCAGAACCUCACUAAACAAUGAAGAAUUGAAAGCACACGUUUAUAAGAAGACAUUACAGGCCUUAAUCUAUCCGAUCUCAUCGACCACUCCACACAACUUUGAGGUUUGGACAGCCACGACGCCUACAUACUGCUAUGAAUGUGAGGGACUGCUCUGGGGAAUAGCCAGACAGGGCAUGCGAUGCUCAGAGUGUGGUGUGAAGUGCCAUGAGAAGUGUCAGGAUCUUCUAAAUGCUGAUUGUUUACAACGAGCAGCUGAGAAAAGUUCCAAACACGGCGCAGAGGACAAGACGCAAAGUAUCAUCACAGCCAUGAAGGAGAGAAUGAGGAUCCGGGAGCAAAACAACCCGGAGAUUUUUGAGCUGAUUCAAGAGCAAUUUCAAGUGUCGAAAGAAAACUAUGCACAAAAUUUAAAAGCAGCAAAGCAGAAUGUCCUGGAUGGGACUUCCAAGUGGUCAGCCAAGUUAACCAUAACAGUGCUUUGUGCUCAGGGUUUACAAGCCAAAGACAAGACAGGCUCAAGUGACCCGUAUGUCACAGUUCAAGUGGGUAAAACCAAAAGGAGGACCAAAACCAUUUUCGGAAAUCUCAAUCCCAGCUGGGAUGAAAAAUUUCACUUCGAGUGCCACAAUUCCACGGACAGGAUAAAAGUAAGAGUCUGGGAUGAAGAUGAUGACAUCAAGUCACGGGUCAAGCAGCAUUUCAAGAAAGAAUCGGAUGAUUUCCUCGGACAAACAAUUAUUGAAGUACGGACAUUGAGUGGGGAGAUGGACGUUUGGUACAAUUUAGAGAAGCGAACUGAUAAAUCUGCUGUUUCUGGUGCCAUUCGAUUGAAAAUCAGCGUCGAAAUUAAAGGCGAAGAAAAAGUAGCUCCCUAUCACGUGCAGUACACAUGUUUGCAUGAGAAUCUGUUCAAUUAUUUGACUGAGAUAAAGUAUAAUGGUGUGGUGAAAAUCCCAGAAUUGAAAGGAGACGAGGCAUGGAAAGUAUACUUUGGAGAUUCCGCUCAAGAAAUCGUGGAUGAAUUUGCAAUUCGCUAUGGAAUUGAAUCAAUUUACCAAGCGAUGACGCAUUUCUCUUGCUUGUCAACCAAAUACAUGUGCCCAGGAGUUCCCGCAGUAAUGAGUACUUUGUUGGCUAAUAUUAAUGCCUACUUUGCUCAUACGACAGCUUCUACAAAUGUAUCAGCCUCGGAUCGAUUUGCUGCGUCAAACUUUGGAAGAGAACGAUUUAUAAAGUUACUCGAUCAAUUACACAACUCGUUGAGGAUCGAUCUUUCUAAAUACAGGGAUAAUUUCCCUGCAAUUAAUCCAGAAAGACUGCAGGACCUGAAGUCAACAGUUGACCUCUUAACCAGCAUUACAUUCUUUCGAAUGAAGGUUCAGGAACUGCAAAGUCCUCCAAGGGCAAGUUCAGUAGUGAAAGACUGUGUAAAAGCCUGCUUGGACUCGACUUACAAGUACAUUUUUGACAACUGCCAUGACCUGUAUAACCAGAUGCUAGAUCAGAGUAAAAAACAGGAGAUUCCUCGGGAAGAGCAAGGGCCAACCAUCAAAAACCUGGACUUCUGGCCUAAGCUCAUUACUCUGAUGGUCUCCUGUGUCGAUGAGGAUAAAACAGCCUAUACACCAGUUCUGAAUCAGUUCCCGCAAGAACUUAAUAUGGGAAAAAUAAGUGCUGAGGUUAUAUGGCAACUGUUUGCCCAGGACAUGAAGUAUGCUCUGGAAGAGCAUGAAAAGCUUAGGCUGUGCAAGAGUACUGAUUAUAUGAAUUUGCACUUCAAAGUAAAAUGGUUUUAUAAUGAGUAUGUACGAGAUCUCCCAGCCAUGAAAGAUGCUGUAGCCGAAUACUCUUUAUGGUUCGAACCCUUUGUGAUUGAUUGGCUGGAUGAAAAUGAAGACGUAUCAAUGGAAUUCCUUCACGGAGCACUUGAGAGAGACAAAAAGGAUGGGUUCCAGCAGACCUCUGAGCAUGCACUGUUCUCCUGUUCUGUGGUCGAUGUCUUCACUCAACUGAAUCAAAGCUUUGAGAUUGUCAAAAAACUGGAGUGUCCUAAUCCUGAGGCACUGGCACAUUUUAUGAGAAGAUUUGCCAAGACAAUAGGCAAAGUUCUUCUCCAAUAUGCUGCUAUUGUAUCGAACGAUUUCAGCUCCUACUGUUCCAAGGAAACAUUGCCUUGUAUCCUGAUAAAUAACAUCCAACAGUUGAGAGUCCAAUUGGAGAAAAUGUUUGAAUCAAUGGGUGGCAAGGAGCUCGAUCCCGAAGCCAGCGGGAACCUCAGAGAACUGCAGAUCAAGCUGAACAAUGUCCUCGAUGAAUUGAGUAGUACUUUUGGCAUGAGCUUCCAGUCUGUCAUUGAAGAGUGCGUGAGGCAGAUGAGUGCCGAGUUGAGUCAAAUGAGAGGCAAUGGGAAUUCUUCGUCUAACCGCAACAGUGCAGCUCUGGAAGCAGAAACUGUCCUGAGGCCUCUGAUGGAUCUCCUGGAUAAAAAUCUUAUGCUGUUUGCUAAAAUCUGUGAGAAGACUGUUCUGAAAAGGGUCCUAAAGGAACUCUGGAAAUUAGUUCUCAACACAAUAGAGAAACUAAUUGUUUUGCCUCCAUUAACAGACCAAAGUGGAGCUCAGAUGAUCUUCAGUGCUGCUAAAGACUUGGGACAGUUAUCAAAGCUAAAGGAUCAUGUGAUUCGAGAAGAAGGGAAAAGUCUCACUCCGCGACAGUGUGCGAUAAUGGAAGUGGUGUUGGCGACAAUAAAGCAAUAUUUCCAUGCUGGAGGAAAUGGCCUGAAGAAGACAUUCUUAGAAAAGAGUCCAGAUUUGCAGUCUUUGAAAUAUGCGCUCAGCCUCUAUACUCAAACCACAGACGCCUUGGUUAAGAAAUUUGUUGGUACCCAGUCUUCACAAGCUCAAUGCACCAAUGGCUCAGUGGGCGAAAUAUCAAUUCACGUUGAUCUUUUCACACAUCCGGGCACUGGAGAACACAAAGUGACUGUUAAAAUUGUCGCAGUGAAUAAGUUGCUCUGGCAAACGACUGCUAUGUUUCGACCAUUUGUAGAGCUGAAUGUAAUCGGGCCAAAUCUUAGCGACAAGAAAAGAAAAUUUGGCACCAAGACUAAAAACAAUGCUUGGUCUCCGAAAUACAAUGAGACAUUUCAUUUCAUCCUGAGUAAUGAGAAUGGCCCUGAAUCCUAUGAGCUUCAUAUCUCUGUGAAGGAUUACUGCUUUGCCAGAGAAGACCGGAUUAUAGGAAUGACAGUCAUCCAAUUAAAGGACAUAGCCGAGAAAGGCAGUUGCGCAUCUUGGUAUCCUCUCAUCAAAAACGUUUACAUGGAUGAAACCGGACUGACAAUUCUUCGAAUACUCUCACAGAGGACCAAUGAUGAAGUGGCCAAAGAAUUUGUACGCCUCAAAUCAGAUACCAGAUCUGCUGAAGAAUCCACGUAAAAACCGAAAGGGAGUGAAAGAUUUUUGCGAGGAAAGUUAACGGAAGUUAUCUUUAGUGCAUGUCUGUUUUAACUGUGUGGGUACAUUCAUCUGAUUGUGUGCAGGUGUGUGCCGAUAAUUAUAAAGUACUUCAGCCCAUAAUUAUGUUGACAGGACGGGGUGUACUGAAAUGCAUUAAUCUUUGGUCUCUCGGAAUCCAAUUGUUCUGAUAAAGUGCCAAAUCAAGAUUGCCCAAGGGAAUUUUUCUUGGUAUUUUGUCUUUUUUUUAAUUUGCUAAGUGAUUAAAUUCCGGUACUAACUUGCUAUUCUGUAGUUUUUACAUGAGUAUAUCUGUUGGUCUUCUGUUUGUGGCAGGCAUUGUCUCUUUACUACUGUGAUGUUCUUGGGCUCUGUCCGUUCAGUGCAUGUUUGUGUACCUCAGCUAAGUUACAUCCUGAUACCCACUGGUGUAUUUUUGCUGUUUUGUUUAUUACAUAUUCCAUUCUUUCUUCAGGCAUAUUAUGCCAUUUCCAUUGAGCGAGCGGUUUACUACAUCCCGAGCACAUUGUUCAGAAUUUCCCUUUAUGACUUUCUAACAAUUACUUCCUUAUCAUUCAGAGUGUGAAAAAGAUUAACGGUACCUUGGUUCAACAUUUUGGACGUAUCACUGUGAACAUGAUGCUCAGCUGACAUUGUUCAAAAUGUUCUCAAAAGAAACAAAAUGGCAUUGUUAAUUUCCAAAUGUUGCCAAAGGGAUCCUCUAUCUACAUCCACACACGACUACUUUUUAUGCCAUAUUAAGAGGCCAUAUGUUUACAGAGCUACAGGCUGGUUUGGUGAUUUGAUUGGAAGAAUAUUACUGUUUCUGAUAAGUAGUGAAGUUGUUACCCUUUUCAACGAUGCACUUGUAAAUGUUGCUUUCUAAAAUUGUAUUAUCGCAGUUCAACCGUAAUCUCAUUGUUACUUUCAAUUUUUUCAACAAUUGGUAAUUAUGCAACAUUAUGUACCGCACUGAUGUUGAAAUUAGUGUCUUGUAAAUAUAUUUAGUGAACAAUUGUACAAUAAAGUAUUGAAAAAAUA
Molecule: messenger RNA, 8426 nt
Organism: Callorhinchus milii (elephant shark)
Lineage: Eukaryota; Metazoa; Chordata; Chondrichthyes; Chimaeriformes; Callorhinchidae
Gene: unc13c
Product: protein unc-13 homolog C
Exons: 34
Coding region: 54-7367 (2437 amino acids)
Biological process (GO): synaptic transmission, glutamatergic; dense core granule priming; presynaptic dense core vesicle exocytosis
Cellular component (GO): presynaptic active zone cytoplasmic component; terminal bouton; synaptic vesicle membrane
Molecular function (GO): calmodulin binding; calcium ion binding; diacylglycerol binding
Source: RefSeq, a predicted model, not a curated record